AUGUCUCCUGGCAGACUCCGCUCAAAAGCUAGCUCUACAGGGCACUUGAAAUCAAGAGGGGGGUGCAAAACAUGCAAAAUAAGGAGAGUCAAAUGCGGCGAAGAAAAGCCACACUGUGCCAGGUGCACCACCACAGGUCGCAAGUGCGACUAUGAGGGGAAAUUUUCCAUCGUUGACACCCCUCUUUCAUUAUCCCCGAACACAGUGUGGCGAGAAAGGCGAUCCUUUGCCUACUAUUUCCAAAAUGCCGCACCCUCUAUCGGCGGUGGACUAGAUGGUGACUUCUGGAACACUAUCGUGCCCCAGGUUUGCCGCAAUGAACCUGCUGUAUGGGAUGCCAUCAUCUCCAUUAGUGCACUCUUCGAGAGUCCCGAGCCAUGUCCGGAACUCUUUUCUAUUCGCCGGGGUUAUUCACGCUCUUCCAACGCCUUUACCCUCAAUCAGAACCACCAAGAUGCGUUGAGCUGGUACUCGCGCUCGGUAUCUGCAAUUCGUCAGCGGAUUGAGAGCGGUCGUCUUGACAUCUUCGUUGGACUGAUCACUUGUAUCCUAUUUAUCUCCAUCGAGGCCAUCCAAGGAGGCACGGAAGAGGGCUUGCAGCUUUAUAGUCAAGGCGUGCAACUUCUUCUCAAUUUCCGCGUCCAAAUCAUGACUGGCACAGUGCCAGUAACGGAAGCCGCCUGGUUCAAGGAUACAGUUGUCCCAAUCUUCAUUCGUCUGGGAUCGAUCGGCCUCCCUUUUACCAAGGGUCCCUUGAAAAGUCUACUAUCAAUCACUGAAUCUUGCUCGACACAACAAUCCGACUCUCUCAGGCAUGCCCGAGAAGGCCUCGUUCUUUUAAGCGCAGAAGUCCAAAUCUUCCAACUCGCAUCCGUGGAGUAUACGCGAGAGCACGGCACCUCAAACAUACUUCCGGAACUAACAAACCAACAAACAAUACUCCUAGCCAGACUCAAAAGCUGGCACACAUCAGUUAACAAUCUGAUGGCAACCCUUCGCUCCAAACCACUUACCCCCCAACAAAUUGGCAUGGGCUCUCUCCUCAUCGCUAACUACCAAAUCCUAUACAUAAUACUCCAAACAACCCUCACGACAUCCCAAACCAUCACAGACAAAUAUAUACCCAACUUUCAAACAAUAGUCGACCAAUCCGCCCUCGCCCUCGCCGUUACUGCCCGAUUAGAUGGCACCCAACCGCCCUACACAUUCGAGCUUAGCGUCGCCUACCCCCUCUGGUUCACUUGUCUCCGAUGCCGCGAACCCCGAAUUCGCCGCAAAGCACUGGCCCUCCUUCGUCGCGCUCCCUUGGUUCAAGGAUUCCACAAAACUAAAUCCGCAAUCUCAUUCAGCGAGCGGGUAAUGGCGCUAGAAGAACAAUACGGAAUAGCAAUAAACAGAAGCCGCAAUUCCACGCCCGAGUCGCCUGCAAGUGGAAUUUCUUCUCAGUCCGGAUAUCAUGGCCCGGGCGUGUCUGAUCUGCCAACGCUUGACUUGGCGGCUUUCCUUGAGUUGGACUUUGAGUAUUCUACGAGUCUGGAGUCUAUGCCUAUUGAGUUAGGAAUGGUGCCGAUCUCAGAAAUUAUUCCCGAAGAGGCGCGCAUGGGACCUAUCAAUGUCUUUAGGCCGAUGGAUGGGUUCCCGUCUGGAACGACAGCGAAAGAUCUCGCGAAGUGGAAUCCGGGUUCGGAUCAGAUGUUUUUGCGAUUUUCAUGGAAUAAACGUGAUCUGGAGAGUGAUUCAUGGGCUACAAUUUACGAAUAUGUCCCGCUUACUCUUUAA
Molecule: messenger RNA, 1779 nt
Organism: Penicillium atrosanguineum
Lineage: Eukaryota; Fungi; Ascomycota; Eurotiomycetes; Eurotiales; Aspergillaceae
Product: Zn(II)2Cys6 transcription factor domain-containing protein
Exons: 2
Coding region: 1-1779 (592 amino acids)
Biological process (GO): regulation of DNA-templated transcription
Molecular function (GO): DNA-binding transcription factor activity, RNA polymerase II-specific; zinc ion binding
Source: RefSeq, a predicted model, not a curated record